This is a messenger RNA of Leptinotarsa decemlineata (Colorado potato beetle), 977 nucleotides long. RefSeq names its product juvenile hormone acid O-methyltransferase. The record is from RefSeq and is a predicted model, not a curated record. Lineage: Eukaryota; Metazoa; Arthropoda; Insecta; Coleoptera; Chrysomelidae.
GUCAAUAUUCAUGUAAUCCUUGAAUAGUAGCAUACGGAGUAGGUUCAAUAUGGAUCCAGAAUUAUACUCAAGAAACAAUAGUGUUCAAACAAAUGAAAAUUGUCACAUCAUUAGCAAAUACUUGAACAUAGACACAUGGAAAGAGGGAGAAUCUGUCCUCGAAAUAGGCAUGGGUAAUGGAAAAUUCACCAUGGAAACGUUCCUUCCAAAGUUGGGCAAUAAAAUCCAUAGAUACGUGGGAUCCGAUAUUUCUGAGAAGAUGGUAGAAUAUGCUGAGAGGAAGUUCCAUCAAAAACAAAACCCGAAUAUUGAAUUCAUGAAACUAGAUCCACAACUGAAUGAAAUUUCUAGCAGUUUAAUCGAACAGUUUGAUCAUGUCGUGUCAUUCAAUUGUUUCCACUUCUUCUCUGAUGCUAGAACGGCAUUGAAGAACAUAUUUAGCAUGCUGAAACCAGGAGGAGAAAUUAUUGCUUCAUUACUAGAAAAAAAUACAGAAGACGACAUCUUCCAUAAUUUCUCCAAGCACCCCAGAUGGGGAGGGUAUGGCCAUGAGAAGUACGUUUCGACUUUCUUCCUUAGCGACAAUCCCCAGGAAGAAUGGAAGAAAACUUUCAUUGAUGCAGGAUUCAAGGAUAUUAAGAUAUUUUGUGAAGAUCGAAUAGUGACCUUUCCUGAUGAGAGAAAGUUCGACGAUUUUUUUCUUGCUCUGGAUCCAGCAUUGUCUGACAUUCCGAUGCACGACAAAAAAGCUUAUAUACGGGAUUUUCUUCAAGAAGUGAAACGUGGAACAGCAAUUUCUAUUGAACAGAACAUGAAAACUGGGCAACGUAGUUUUGUGAUGCAAUACAGGAUUAUGGUUUUUAUAGCCUCCAAGACACUUACAUGAAUGUUGCAUUAAAAAAUUUAUAAAAAAUAUCAAUAUAUUCCAGUAAAAUAUUUUUGCUGCACUGUAGCUAUAAAUAAAUAAUUUGUUUUCA